AUGAGAAGGCGGGCCGUCAUCAAUGCCGGGGGCCGAGUGUUCGAGACGCAGUUCUCCACAUUGCUGCGCUACCCAAACACGCCAUUUGCAAAGAUGUUUCCGUUACCAGCAGGUGGGCGUAAGAAGUGCGAGUAUUUUGUGGAUGUCACCCCUGAGGUCUUUGAGAGUGUGCUGAGUUUCCUGAGAACGAGUCAACUGCAUCUUCCAAAGGAGAACGAGCAGCUGCGGGCGGAGAUUGUUCACUGCCUCAACAUUUGGGGACUCCUUGAGCACGUCUUUCCUGCGGCCCCAGACGAUACAUCCGGCUCAGACAUUGUCGAACUUCCGGGCAUAUGUGUGGUGCAGAUUUGCGACCACAUGCAACACGAUCAGGGCGUCAAACGACACGCUCUCACCAUCACAUUUGGUGCAGAUGGCUUUCACCUGCGGCGGCUUACACAGCGCAUCCGCCGCGACUUGGAGGGGCUAAUCUCCUCCACCUACUGGCAGUGCUGCCAGACCAACGAGCGCGCAGUCUUUUUCGUGACGACGAAGGUGGCAAACGGCACGGCAGAUCUUCUGACAACAUCGGUGAAUCAACAGGUGAUUGAACACACGGAGGCCAUGGGGUACUCUUUGGCUUCUUCAUACGUCACCCUCAGCCCCGACGUCGUUCACACGAGUGUGCGCAUGCUCGUUCAUAACUUCACGUUUCGGCGUGUGCGGCGAACAGCGUUAGAGGUGGGCGACGAAUUGGCAUUGUCAGGGGAGGGCGACGAGAAGGAGGGGGAGGUCAUUGAAACCCACGAGAAUAUUCUCUCGAUGCACGUCGGUCCACAGAAAAAAUCGCUCUAUGAGGAGCGUUCCCUGCCACCGAACAGCACUAAGGCAUCCGACAUAUGGAGAGCGCAUUAA
Molecule: messenger RNA, 894 nt
Organism: Trypanosoma cruzi
Lineage: Eukaryota; Euglenozoa; Kinetoplastea; Trypanosomatida; Trypanosomatidae
Product: potassium voltage-gated channel, putative
Exons: 1
Coding region: 1-894 (297 amino acids)
Biological process (GO): protein homooligomerization
Molecular function (GO): protein binding
Source: RefSeq, a predicted model, not a curated record